UCAAAUUAUACACUCAAACGGGCACGAAAGGAGUCGUCCCGUCUUUCUGUUUCUUUUUUUUUUCCUUCUCUUCCCGAAUCUUCGAUCCUCUGUUGUUUGCUUAAAAUAAACUCACGGGAGACUCGUCCUAUUUUUUGAUACCAAAUUCAAGUGCAAGUCGACCCGAAAGCAAACAAAGAGAAUUUCUCUUUACCUUGACACUUGAUAUAUUUUGUGGUUGUCGUCUUUGGUUGGAGGGGUUUUUUUUUUCUCCCUCUUUGCCUCUUUGUUUAAAAACGUUGAGUUAGGAAGGAUCAUCUUUCGACAAAUCUUCUACCCCGCGUCAAACAUUCAACAACACCAGCACCAAAAAGACAGCCACCGGAAUCAUUUUACUAGGCGCGCAACGCAUAAAAGCAAACAUGGCGGCCCCAUCAAGCAAGACUUUGAAGGAUCUAAGCGGGAAGUGGCUUAUGAACAAAACCCUCUCGGACAGCCCGGACCCGGGACUGGCGCUGCAGGGCAUCGGUUGGUUCGUGCGCAAGGGCAUCGGCAUGUCGACGGUGACGCUGUACGUCAAGAUGUACGAGGGACCACCCAACCCGCCCUCGACGUCGACGGACCCCGUCGUGCACAUCGACAUUGUGCAGACGGCGACGGGUGGCGUCAAGGGCACGACCGAGAUCCGGUGCAUCGACGGCGUGGCCCGCGAGCACACCGACUGGGUGUUUGGCACCGUCCGCGGCCGCACCACGUGGAUCUCGACUGCCGACAUUGACGACGAGCACCUGCGCAGCAACUGGCUCGAGGGCGAUGAGGAGAAGGCAGGCCCCAACGGCGAGACCCACAUCAAGAGCCUGGCCGAGAGCGUCGGCAACGGUUGGACCGCCACCCAGAUCUGGGGCUUCCAGAUGAUCAACGGCGAGAGGCGGUAUGCGAGGAACGUCGUCAUCUCAAAGGGUAAAGACAAGGUCGAGUUUAGGCUCGUCUACGACUAUCUCGGCGAGGAGACGGAACCGUAGAUUGAUGGGAGAUUUCUUUUUUUUAGAAGGCAAAAUGCCUUUGUUUUGGGAGGAUAGGCGGUUCGCUGUUUGAUUGUUAGUUGUCAUUUGCGUCUGCUCAACCAACCGGAUGGAACUGCUUUCCAAAGAAUGUAAAUAUGUAAAUAUCGCCGCGGUGGCAGCUUUUUUUUUUUUUUUUUUUUCUCUCUCUU
Pyricularia grisea is the source of this 1192-nucleotide messenger RNA. RefSeq lists its product as uncharacterized. Lineage: Eukaryota; Fungi; Ascomycota; Sordariomycetes; Magnaporthales; Pyriculariaceae. The coding region runs from base 402 to 1001 and encodes 199 amino acids. The transcript has 2 exons. The record is from RefSeq and is a predicted model, not a curated record.